Pan troglodytes (chimpanzee) is the source of this 3358-nucleotide messenger RNA. It is a transcript of the gene CCDC77, whose product is annotated as coiled-coil domain containing 77. The record is from RefSeq and is a predicted model, not a curated record. NCBI's taxonomy places the organism in Eukaryota, Metazoa, Chordata, Mammalia, Primates, Hominidae. Gene Ontology annotation, cellular component: centrosome. The transcript has 13 exons. The coding region runs from base 1170 to 2636 and encodes 488 amino acids.
GUGAGGUCUCACUCUGUCACCUAGGCUGGAGAGCAGUGGGGCAAUCUCAGCUCAGUGCAGCCUCUGCCCCCCAAGCUCAAGCAAUCCUCUGCCUCAGCCUCCUGAAUAGCUGGGACUACAGGCACGUGCCACCACUCCCAGCUAAUUCUGUAAUUUUUGUAGAGACAGGGUUUCACCAUGUUGCCCAGGCUGGUCUCAAACUCCUGACCUCCAGCAGUCCAUUCACCUUGGCCUCCCAAAGUGCUGGCAUUACAGGCAUGAGCCACUGUGCCCAGCCUAUUUUAAUUGUUUUUUGAGACAGGGUCUUGCGCUGUUGUCCAGGCUAGAGUGCAGUGGCACGAUCACUGCUCACUGCAGCCUUGAACCCCCAGGCUGAAGUGAUCCUGGCACCAAGCAGGUGGGACUACAUUGCCACUGUGCUCAGCUAAUUUUUAAAAUUUUGGUAAAGACAGGGUCUUGCCAUGGCCUGCCCAUGCCAAGAUCCGGUCCCAAAGUGAUAUAUUUUUAAAGGGUAGUUGGCACUACCAGGCACAGUGGCUCAUGCCUGUAAUCCCAACACUGGCAGGCAGAGGUGGGUGGAUCAUCUGAGGUCAGGAGUUCGAGACCAGCCUGGCCAACAUGGCGAAACCCUGUCUUUACUAAAAAUACAAAAAAAAUUAGCCACAGUGGCAGGUGCCUGUAAUCCCAGCCACUGGGGAGGCUGAGGCAGGAGAAUCACUUGAACCCAGGAGGUGGAGGUUGCAGUGAGCCAAGAUCGUGCCACUGCACUCCAGCCUGGGCUGAACAGAGUGAGACUCUGUCUCAAAAAAUAAAUAAAUAAAUGGGUAGUUGGCACUAUCUAAUUAAGAAUACAAGUGAAGGAGUAACUAUUGGAUGGAGGAGGAUAGAAACAGAAAAGAGCAAUUGAAUUUAUUAAUUUGGAUGUCUGCUGACCAAUAAGAGCUUGGUUAGAUGUCAUAGUAGAAGCCCGAGGCCUGGCUCAGUGGCUCAUGCCUGUAAUCUCAGCACUUUGGAAGGCCAAGGGAGGAGGAUUGUUUGAGUCCAGGAGUUCAAGGCCAGCCUGGGCAACAUAGCAAGGCCCCGUCUUGCAGCCAGAGAGGUUAUUUGGACAAGAGGCACAUUGACCCAAUUUGGAGACAUAUUUUGGAAGGAGGUGUGAAAAAGACAGCAUGAACUUUACCCCAACACACACCCCUGUCUGCAGAAAGCGAACAGUUGUCUCCAAACGUGGUGUUGCCGUCAGUGGUCCCACCAAGAGGAGGGGAAUGGCAGAUUCACUGGAGUCAACCCCCUUGCCUUCCCCCGAAGAUCAUCUGGCCAAACUCCAUCCUUCUAAGGAGCUCCUGGAAUAUUAUCAAAAGAAGAUGGCUGAGUGUGAGGCAGAAAAUGAGGACUUGCUGAAUAAACUGGAACUCUACAAAGAAGCUUGUGAAGGACAGCAUAAACUUGAGUGUGAUUUGCAGCAGAGGGAGGAAGAGAUUGCUGAAUUGCAGAAAGCUCUAAGUGAUAUGCAGGUCUGCCUCUUCCAGGAACGGGAACAUGUUUUACGCCUCUACUCAGAAAAUGACCGACUGAGAAUCAGGGAGCUAGAAGACAAGAAAAAGAUUCAGAAUCUCUUGGCUCUUGUGGGAACAGAUGCUGGAGAAGUGACCUAUUUUUGUAAGGAGCCUCCUCACAAAGUCACCAUUCUCCAAAAGACUAUCCAGGCUGUAGGUGAAUGUGAGCAGAGUGAAUCUUCAGCUUUCAAAGCAGAUCCUAAAAUAAGCAAAAGAAGACCAUCGAGAGAGAGAAAAGAAAGUUCUGAGCAUUACCAAAGAGACAUACAGACACUCAUCCUACAGGUGGAAGCACUGCAGGCUCAGCUGGGAGAGCAGACCAAACUUUCUCGAGAACAAAUUGAAGGGCUCGUCGAGGACAGACGGAUUCACCUUGAGGAAAUACAAGUUCAGCACCAGAGAAAUCAGAACAAAAUCAAAGAGCUAACCAAAAAUCUUCACCACACCCAAGAACUGCUCUAUGAGAGCACCAAAGAUUUUCUGCAACUCAGAUCUGAAAACCAAAAUAAAGAGAAGUCAUGGAUGCUUGAAAAAGAUAAUUUGAUGUCAAAGAUUAAGCAAUAUAGGGUGCAGUGUAAGAAGAAAGAAGAUAAAAUUGGAAAAGUGUUGCCCGUUAUGCAUGAGAGUCACCAUGCUCAAAGUGAAUAUAUUAAGUCCCUAAAAGAUAAGUUAGUACAAGAGAAAAAGCUGUCCAAUAUGUACCAAGAGCAGUGCAUUUCCUUAGAAGAAGAACUUGCCCGAAUUCGUGAGGAAGAGGGAAUGAGGAGAGAGAUCUUCAAGGAUCGCACUAACAAGAUGGGGAAGCGUUUACAGAUAAUGACAAAACGCUAUGAGACAUUGGAGCGUCGACGUAUCCUGGAAGUAGAAGGCUUUAAGACAGAUAUUAAAGUUCUCCGACAGAAACUGAAAGACUUGGAGCAAAUGUUGUAUAAGGCAACAGUUAAUGCCCGGGCAAACCAGGAUCUUGCCCUUCUGUGUGAGGUCCGUGACAGCAAUAGACGGGCACAUAAGAUACAAGGAGAACUGAAGAAUCUUAAGUCGAAAGUGUUUGGUCUGGAGAAUGAACUUAGACUCUGUUGAUGUCUACUUUUGGAAAUGGCCCCCAUUUAGAAGAGAUGUGCUUCUUGAAACCUGAGGACAAGGUCAUCUGCUGCCAGAAAAUGUAAACCUGAGUUGACUAGAGUGGUGGUAUUCAUUAUUGUAAAGACAGCUUGAAGAAUCGGGGACCACUAGGAAAGCUUUUCUUGCAUACUCAGCUUACUUUAUCAUUUUUGCUGUCCUUUUAACAUUUGCGAGGAGUAGGGGCCUGGUCCUGAGUGACUUGGAGGCUUUCAUUAUUUAUCCUGUCUGUAUUGACCGGUUUUUGUUUUUUCAGAAGGCAGUGAUGAUGAAAACUUAGGAAGAAGGUAUUUUGCAUUAAGCUUGGCUGAGUGUCCAUGGGAAGAAUACUUUCCCUAAAGAGAGAGAAGCACUCACAGAGGCUGCCUUUCUCCUGAGCUCGGGGAGAAGGCAGCACAUCACAACCUGUCACAUUGAAAUAGGCGCUCAUUCUGCUGUUUCACCUUCCGUCAUGAGCAGAGCCUGAAUUACGUUUUUGGGCAAUUUCAUGGUGUUUCACCAGAGGGCGCUAGAGACUCAAACGAAAUGUCCAUCUGGAAAGAUUAAGGAGACACUUUGCCAAGGGGAUGAAACUGAGAUGAUGCUUGUAUGGAAAGUUUGAUAUUUUUAUCAGUAACAUGGCUUCUGAAAAAUGAUGUAUAUAUUUUAAAUUAACUAUUUUCAAUAAAAUAUUUCAUUCAAAA